Molecule: messenger RNA, 1461 nt
Organism: Clavispora lusitaniae ATCC 42720
Lineage: Eukaryota; Fungi; Ascomycota; Pichiomycetes; Serinales; Metschnikowiaceae
Molecular function (GO): protein binding
Source: RefSeq, a predicted model, not a curated record
AUGGGCUAUCUUCUUUCUGGAGCCGCUUACUCGGAUUACGGCACUAAGCGGAGCUUUUGUCAUUUUUCCCGCGCGCGGCGCCGGGCGCCCUUGCACCCCAAGAACAGCGCGGCCGCCUCGCUUGCACACGCGCCGGCCAAUGCUAUCGCACAAACGCGAACGGAGGCAGCGCGCGCAACACUGGUCGCGCGAAAGCCCGCCCUAAAACACACGCUCGAGUCGCUUCCGCCGGACCUUCUUUUCCAAAUAUUCUGCCAUGUAGGCGUGGGCGAGUGCAACCAGCUCCAUCUUGCCAACCGCCGCAUGCACUCGCUCUUUUCUCAUCCGCGCCCCUGGGUAAUUGACAUGGUAGUCGGAGCCCACUACUCGUCGCCGUUGAAUGUCGGCGUGGAAAAGUGGCGGAGGCGUGUGGAGAGGAGAACGCGGCGCCUCGCGCCAGACGACGAGGCUCGCGCACGCGCAAAGGAAGAUUUGUCUGUAAUCGGGGCCACUCCACGGGCCAUAGACGUGCGGUUUUUCCGUCUCCGGUUGGUGACCAGUGAAACGGUGGAGCAUGUUGCACGGCGGGGUGCGCUCGUUUUGGAUGCCGAAACUAUAGAGAGCGAGCAAGCACAGCGUGUGCGGUUGCUCCAAUUCCACCUUCAUGUUCUCAAACAGAGAGGGGCGGACGCAGAACGAGAAGCGGAGAGAGAGGGAGAAAGAGAAAGAGAGAGAGAGAGGCAGAGAGAAAUUCCAGUAGGCUCGGAAACAGAAGGCGGCUUGGGGAACGACACCGAGAACCACCAGAGAGAAAACGGCGCCGACAAUGAACCCACCGAUUCGUCGAGCGACCCUGGCCGCAUCCGCGCCGAAAGAGAACUUGCGGCCCGCUUCGGCGUGCUACAGUACUCUCCCGCGCGCGCCAGUGUAUGUGUUCCGCCCGACAUGUAUCGCCGCGUGAACGCGCGCAAACUUGGCGUGGUGCUUCUGCUCCACGAGCAUUUUGGCAUGGCCCUUGACGGAGGGCAGAUUUUGGCGGCAGUAGUGGACUUGGCAAUACGCGAAGCACGUAAAUCAGACCGUAUAAGACACUACGACCAAGAGACCAAUGAACUGGGUCUGGAAGAGGGCGGUCGAGACGUUAUCGCAAACGAAUUCGAAGGUGGAAGCACACGCGCUCGUCCCGUCACAACUGUCAGCGCACUCGAGUAUAUCCGGACGCGCUUGGACCCGCCAGCAGUGGCCCUGCUUGCCGCACUUGCGCGGGUGCGCGAGGCGCUUUUCGCGGUGCCGCUUGCAGGCCGUUCCUCGCUGCCGCUUGCGCUUGUGGUCGACGCCGCACAGAAUCUCGCCGACGCCUCUCUUCGGCGCCUUUAUGCUGACGAAGGCGAUGACGAGCUAGUGUGGCCGUUGCUUCAACAGCUCCAGAUUCCCGAGCUCACGGAUCUUGCCAUUGAUCUCGGAGGAACGCCAGUAUUCUAG